GGAGCCGGCGCGGCCCCGAUGCCGAGCGCCGCCGCUUGGCCCCGCCAUGGGCGGCUGCGUGGGGCGGCAGCGCCGGGAGCGGCCCGCCGGCGGCGGCAACACCCGCAAGCGAGCAGGCCGCAAUGAGCCCCUGAAGAAGGAGUGUCCCAAGUGGAAGAGCGAUUACCCCAUGACAGAUGGGCAGCUGCGCAGCAAGCGGGACGAGUUUUGGGACACAGCACCCGCCUUUGAGGGCCGCAAGGAGAUCUGGGAUGCCCUGAAGGCAGCUGCCUAUGCCGUGGAAGCCAAUGACCACAGCCUGGCCCAGGCUAUCCUCGAUGGAGCCAGCAUCACCCUGCCCCACGGGUCCCUGACGGAGUGCUAUGAUGAGCUGGGCAACCGGUACCAGCUGCCUGUCUACUGCCUGGCACCUCCCGUCAACCUGAUCCUGGAACGGAGUGAGGAGGAGGCCGUGGAGCCGGCUGAGCCCCUGCCCAAUACCCGGCGGGAGUUCACCCUCAAGGUACGGCUCUCCACCGGCAAGGACCUGCGGCUCAGCGCCAGCAUGGGCGACACCAUCGGGCAGCUGAAGAAGCAGCUGCAGGCACAGGAGGGCAUUGACCUGGCCUGGCAGCGCUGGUUUUUCUCAGGCAAGCUGCUCACUGACCGCACACGACUGCAGGAGACCAAGAUCCAGAAGGAUUUUGUUGUGCAAGUGAUCGUCAACCAACCCCUGCCACCCAGGAACUGAGCCACCCCCCACUGGUUGAGGGGAGAGGGGAAGGGGCUGGGGGACAGUGGCACCUCUGGGGAUGUCCCAUGCUAUGUUCCAGCCCUGCUGGAGGCGGAGCAGCCCCUGCUCCCCCCUGAGGCUGCCCCCUGCCAGGGGGACCCGCCAGGAAGGUUUGCAUGGGGCUCUGCCACCUCAGUGGCCCCUCUUGCCUGGGAACACGGGCAGGCGCCGUGUUUUCUGCAGGAGGUUCGAGACCAAAUGUUUCUGGGGCUGGGGCUCCUGCCAGGCUGUGCCGGUGGGGAGAGGCUGUGACCCACUGGGCUCUGGCUCCCCCUGGCCUGGAGACCUGUGGGAUGCUGGGCUGGGUGGAGAUGUCUCCCCUUUGUACAUAGUCUGUAUUUAUCAAUAAAGCCUUUUCAUCCUUUCUCUGGCCUCAGGAACAGGCUGGAGGGGGCUGUCACCCACA
Pipra filicauda (Wire-tailed manakin) is the source of this 1178-nucleotide messenger RNA. It is a transcript of the gene UBTD1, whose product is annotated as ubiquitin domain containing 1. The record is from RefSeq and is a predicted model, not a curated record. The transcript is spliced from 3 exons. Bases 47 to 730 code for a protein of 227 amino acids. Gene Ontology annotation, molecular function: protein binding. Lineage: Eukaryota; Metazoa; Chordata; Aves; Passeriformes; Pipridae.